AUGAACAUGUUGGAUGAAGAAGAAACCUUUCACGCCACGCGUAAAGGGUUUACCCAUUUGAGUGAAAUCGAAUGGGGUGCGGUAGAACGAAUGAGUUCUACCGUAGGCGAACUCGUCGCUAGCGCCAUGUUGGAGUCUCUAGACAGAGACCAACAACAUGCCGCUAUCGCCAAGUUCAUUCAAAAUGAACUUGCCAUCGAGAGGGAGAAAGUAGCCUUGCUUCACCAGCAAGUCUCUCAACAGGCCGAGCAGUUGAGAGAACUCGGUGCUCAACAGACGGAGCUGUUGAGACGGCAGCAAUUCCAUGCUGCUGUGGGCGGGACGGCGCAUGCGCGUCGUCCCGAGGUCAUGAAGGUUGACAUCUCCAAGUACAGUGGAGUCCCGGAAGACUCCCUGUUACUGUGGUUUGUCGAACUCGACAGAGCUUUAAGGGCUCGUCGCGUCGAGGAUGAGCAAAUAAAACUCACAUUUGCUCAGACCCACUUGGCAGGGCGUGCCAAAACUUGGUCCCUGGGACUCGAGAGUAGCGACUUAAAUGUGUUUAGGUCGCUAGAUGACUUCAAGUUCCGGCUCAGACAAACGUUUGAGCCGCCACGGGCUGAGUUCAGGGCUCGUUGA
Molecule: messenger RNA, 618 nt
Organism: Hyaloperonospora brassicae
Lineage: Eukaryota; Oomycota; Peronosporomycetes; Peronosporales; Peronosporaceae
Source: the annotation of a GenBank genome assembly